Paramisgurnus dabryanus is the source of this 3316-nucleotide messenger RNA. RefSeq lists its product as uncharacterized. Lineage: Eukaryota; Metazoa; Chordata; Actinopteri; Cypriniformes; Cobitidae. The record is from RefSeq and is a predicted model, not a curated record.
UGGAUGAGAAACAUCAGAAUGUGAAAAGAAACCAUAAUGUUUCACUGAAAGAAACUCUGAAGACAGAAGACAUAAAGUGUGAAAAUAGUUUCAGUGAAGAUGAACGCCCUGCAGAUCACAAGAGGACUCACAGUGAGGAGAAACCAUUCACUUGUCAUCUGUGCGGAAACAGUUUCAGAAAUAAAAGUAUCCUUAAGUUUCACACAUUCAUUCACACUGGAGAGAAACCGUUCACAUGCCAUGAGUGUAAAAAAAGUUUCAGAAGUAAGAGUACCCUAACAGCACACAUGAUAACUCACACUGGAGAGAAACCUCACGCAUGUCUUCAGUGUGAAAAGAGUUUCAUAGAAAAACGUGGACUUGAGACUCACAUGAGAAGUCACACUGGAGAGAAACCUUACAUAUGCUCUCAGUGUGAAAAAAGUUUUUCAAGCAAACAGACUCUUAAGAAACACAUGAAAGUGCACACUGGAGAGAAACCAUUCACAUGUCAUCACUGUGCAAAGGGUUUUAUAACGAAACGUGACCUUAAUAUACAUGUGAGUAUUCACUCUGAAGAGAGACCGUUCACUUGUCAUCACUGUGGAAAGAGUUUUAAAGUGAAAAAUGAACUUAAUAGACACCUAAAAAUUCACACUGGAGAGAAACCUCACACUUGUCAUGUUUGUGGAAAGAGUUUCAGAAUAAAAGUUAGCCUUAACAUACACAUGAGGAUUCACACUGGAGAGAAACCAUAUCCGUGCCAUCACUGUGAAAAGAGAUUUACAACUGCAGGUAACCUUCAGAAACAUUUGAGAAUUCACACUGGAGAGAAACCUUUCACUUGUAAACAGUGUGGAAAGAGUUUCAGGUUUGAAUGUAGCCUUAAGAUACACACAAGAAUUCACACUGGAGAGAAUCCGUUCACAUGCCAUAAGUGUGAAAAAGGUUUCACAAGUAAAAGCAACCUUACGACACACAUGAAAAUUCACAUGGAAGAGAAACCUCACACAUGUCUUCAGUGUGGAAAGAGUUUCAGUUUGAAGUGUAUUCUUAAGACACACAUGAUGAUUCACAGUGAAAAGAAACCUCACGCAUGUCUUCAGUGUGAAAAGAGUUUCAUAGAAAAACGUGGACUUGAGACUCACAUGAGAAGUCACACUGGGGAGAAACCUUACAUAUGCUCUCAGUGUGAAAAAAGUUUUUCAAGCAAACGCACUCUUAAGGCACACAUGAAAGUGCACACUGGAGAGAAACCAUUCACAUGUCAUCACUGUGCAAAGGGUUUUAUAAUGAAACGUGACCUUAAUAGACAUGUGAGUAUUCACUCUGGAGAGAGACCGUUCACAUGUCAUCACUGUGGAAAGAGUUUUAAAGUGAAAAAUGAACUUAAUAGACACCUAAAAAUUCACACUGGAGAGAAGCCUCACACUUGUCAUCUGUGUGGAAAGAGUUUCAGAAUAAAAGUUUACCUUAACAUACACAUGAGGAUUCACACUGGAGAGAAACCAUAUCCGUGCCAUCACUGUGAAAAGAGAUUUACAACUGCAGGUAACCUUCAGAAACAUUUGAGAAUUCACACUGGAGAGAAACCUUACACUUGUCAUCACUGUGCAAAGGGUUUUAUAACGAAACAUGACCUUAAUAUACAUGUGAGUAUUCACUCUGGAGAGAGACCGUUCACAUGUCAUCACUGUGGAAAGAGUUUUAAAGUGAAAAAUGAACUUAAUAGACACCUAAAAAUUCACACUGGAGAGAAGCCUCACACUUGUCAUCUGUGUGGAAAGAGUUUCAGAAUAAAAGUUUACCUUAACAUACACAUGAGGAUUCACACCGGAGAGAAACCAUAUCCGUGCCAUCACUGUGAAAAGAGUUUUACAACUGCAAGUAACCUUAAGAUACACACAAGAAUUCACACCGGAGAGAAUCCGUUCACAUGCCAUAAGUGUGAAAAAGGUUUCACAAGUAAAAGCAACCUUACGACACACAUGGCAAUUCACAUGGAAGAGAAACCUCACACGUGUCUUCAGUGUGGAAAGAGUUUCAGUUGGAAGUGUCAUCUUAAGACACACAUGAUGAUUCACAGUGAAAAGAAACCUCACGGGUGUCUUCAGUGUGAAAAGAGUUUCAGAGAUAAAACGAGACUUGAGAUUCACAUGAGAAGUCACACUGGAGAGAAACCUUACAUAUGUCUUCUGUGUGGAAAGAGUUUUACAAUGAAACGUGGCCUUAAUGAACACCUAAGAAUUCACACUGGAGAGAGUCCAUACGCAUGUCAACAGUGUGAAAAGCGAUUCAGUAGAAAAUAUCAACUUACUGCACAUUUGAUCACUCACACUAAAGAGAAACCGUUCACAUGCCAUGAGUGUAAAAAGAGUUACAAAACAAAAUCUACCCUUAACUCACACAUGAGAAUCCACACUCGAUAGAAACCAUUCACGUGUCAACAGUGUGGAUAUGGCAACAAAGCUUCGAAAUCAGCUGAGGUCUUAUUAAUAAAACUGUCUGGAGGAUCCUUACUAAAAGUCUACAUGCACACAAAAGCCAAAAAUGGUGUACAGCAAAAAAUAUUCAGGCCAUUUCUCAAUAUGUGUUCUUGUGGACUUGUGGAGCGGAAGUUCUGUUCCAAUUCCAAGUUCAUAUCAAGUCAAGUUCACUUAACUUGAUCCAUUCGUUUUAUUAAGGAUACAUCAGAAGGUGACUUGUGUGGACCUAUGACAGCCAAGUUUCCCAGAAUGCAUUUCACGUCAACGGCAGUGGAGCUUAAAACCUGCACAAUAUUUGAAAUAUUACUCUUUCUGUGUCAUAAAAUGUUGCCGUUUAGUCGAGAAUAUAGAUAAAUAAACUUUAAAUCUGUGGUCAGAUAGUAAAGAGAGCGCAUAUAUUAACAUUUCCUGAUUUUGGAUAUGUGAGUUCAAGUUGAUCAGCGGGUGGUCAGUGUUGUGUACCCCGCCGAGGUCCUUCUGAAAUUUGCCGCUGUCUCAUUGCAGCUGCUCUGCCCUUCAGUGUCUGAUCAUUAAACAUGAAAUAUUUCUGUAGCGGUAAACAAGCUUCCAAAUUUCCAAUUUUAUCCCUUGUUUCUUAACCACGGUGAGAGGUGAUGAUGCAAUGUUUCUGACGUGUACAAGGCAGCAUAAAAUCCACAGAGGCUUGUUGAUGUUUCCUAAUGAUAACUUUAUUGUAUCAAAAUUAAAGAUGCAUUAUACAACAACAGAGUUAUAUUUAAAUAAACAAAUUGAACAAAAAUGUUAAAUAAGCUAGUAACUAUGGCUCCUACAAUUCCCUUUCGAUAUAUCUAACUGGCAUUUUUUGGUCUUAUCAAUUUAUUUCUCUUUAU